AUGACUGCUACUAUGAACGGGACGUUCAACUCGGCCCCUGACACACCUUCCCCCGUCUAUCCCGAUCGUCUGAUUCGUCCUCUUCCCACACGAACCUUGCGCUCCCGCUUGUCCACCGACGCCGCCGACACUAUUCAUUACCCACCAACCCCUCCCGCCUCUCAGAUCUUUUAUGGGGUUUCGGGAGAUUCAGAAGAGGCGGCCAAUGACUCAAAAGUUUAUGUGCAGCAGACCAUCGAAUCCGAUAGACAAGAGCUAACACCCGACGCGGAUUCCCACCAUGGGUUUGAAACAACAGUUGAGUUUGAAAGCGGGGAUGAGGAUGGUCCUGUGGUAGUGCAGCGUAGUGCUGGGUUUCGGAGUUCUUUAUCCCCCACUUCUAGCAUUCAUCCACAAAUGACAGCGGGUAAAGACGGGACUUUGAAAUCCUCGGCUGGACCGGACGGUUAUGACGCAUUUGAAAACACCAAUAACAAAAAGAAACGAAAAAUACCAACCCCUGGAAAUAUGGCGGGUCAUCAUUCGGCUUUGUCGCCGGAGUUUGCCAAUAUGGCGCUAGCUAACUUGAACACAACACCAACGGCGACUGGCGAUGAGACUGGUACGGGGACUUAUUAUGGAAGUGGGAACCCAGCAUCUCCAUUAGGAAGUGGGAUAUCAGGCUCAGGUAGAGGCCGUCUUGGGCGGAGUUCCACUCGCAGUAGUAGUGGUCGUAAUCCUUUGUCUGCGAAUGCCCAGAAUGCCUGGAUGACGACUCGGACGCCAAGUCGGCGGGACGGAUUGAUGUCGUCCCCUGGCCCAUCUGGUGAAUCUUCUGACGGAAUCAUUUCGACAGCCAUCGCGAACGCCGCUACCCUAUCUUCGCCCACUAGAGGUCCGAGCAAUGUGAGCUUGCUUGACCAAGAAAGUACCACACCGACAAAAACACAAUUCACUUUCACAUGCGAGUCCGACUCGUCUAAAGGCAUGGCGAUGCAACGGGACUCAUUCUCGGCUUCUCGUCGCUCGCCCACUUCCCCGCUCGCGGCUACUAGCAAAAACCCCCGCGGUUUCUCCACACAAGGCACACAGACGAGCCCAAGUAUGAACCAUAACAUACCACCUGGAGCCCUACAGCCUGUAUCACAUCAUUCCCCCGUGGGCCGCAAAAAGAAGCGAUCCCCAGGAAGCGUAUAUGCACUGGCCGCCCGCCAGCGCAAGAUUCAGCAGCAAUAUACCAACAUUCAUCACCCACCAAGAUUGGAAGACAUUUGGAUUUGUGAAUUUUGUGAAUACGAAAGUAUAUUUGGCCGUCCGCCGGAGGCUUUGAUUCGGCAGUAUGAGAUCAAGGACCGAAAGGAACGUAAACGACUCGCUGAAAAGAAGCGGCUUCUGGAGAAGGCGAAGAUGAAAGGUCGCAAGACAAAGAAGGGAUCGAAGAAUGGACCAAAGAAUGGCUCGGCACCUCACGGUGGUUAUCAGCAGGGCUAUGAUCGUGCAUCAGUUGAUCACUCGUCUGCAGCUGGGUCGGCGCCUCAUGAUGACGAGUACCUAGGCCCCGAGUACGAUGAUGAGUCGGAAUCAAUACCUGCUCCUAAUCCCGACUCGCCCAGCGACUUGAAACCUCCUUUGCCGCCUACUGGUAAUCAUCCGAAGUCAACGACAACAUUGGAGAGCGCCAAGGGUCCUGCAGACGCUGGAGCUAGUCGACCGGGCUGA
Messenger RNA from Penicillium angulare, 1698 nucleotides. RefSeq lists its product as uncharacterized. NCBI's taxonomy places the organism in Eukaryota, Fungi, Ascomycota, Eurotiomycetes, Eurotiales, Aspergillaceae. The transcript has 3 exons. The coding region runs from base 1 to 1698 and encodes 565 amino acids. The record is from RefSeq and is a predicted model, not a curated record.